CCAGGUGCGGCGCUAUAAUGGCCUCCUGGAUUGUACCAAGCAGGUGCUGCAAGAGGAAGGCACCCAGGGCUUCUUCAAGGGCCUGUCCCCCAGCCUGCUGAAGGCCGCCCUCUCCACAGGCUUCAUGUUCUUCUGGUAUGAGUUCUUCUGUAACCUCUUCCACUGCAUAAGGAGGGAAGACAGCUAGCUUAGUGGGCAGGAGGGCCUGAGGUCGUCACUGAAGGCCACCUCCUGAAAGAAGCAAGACUUACCCUCUGAACUCAUGUUGCAUUGAGGGGUGCUACCUGGUCUGCCCUGCAGGCCAGUCAUCCUGAGCGUGAAGGACCAUCAAGUGGUGGCAGCCUUGACCCACUGGGUUGGGUCACCAGCAGAAGAAAGGCAAGGACCUUCUCUAUGAAAGAACACAGGAGAUGCCGCAUGUGUGCCAUGGGGACGAUGCCACUGAGGAGCCCAGACCCAAAGGAAUGAGAUACCUUCCUCUACUUUGUAGCCCCAUCUGCUGGAAGAGCCACAGCUUGAGGGCAGAGCUCAGGGACUGGGCUCUUUGCAGGAGUCUGACCCCCAUACUGGGCUGUUUUUACUUAAUAGACAUUAAAGCAGAAAGCACAUUCCUCAUCUUACUCCUCCACCUCCCCUUGCAAGCUGCAUCCCUGCUCACAGAGGAUGAGGGAAGCCCUCCCUCAGGAGUUACACUCCUGUUGUUCUACUUUGUCCAAAAGUUGCAGCUCUGUGUGGCUCUGCUCCUAGGUUUAAGGGGAGUCCAAACCAGGCCCAGACCUCAACCUAGCAGGCAGGCAGAAGGGUGGGCCAAAUCCACCAGGCCCAGACCUUUGAGUCUACAUAGGCACCAGCACUCAGUCCAGUCUGUCCUAGGACAGUAUCUGCAGGGUGACGCCUAACCAGCUUCCAGAGAAGGCAAAUGCCAGUAAAGUGGAGCACAUGUGCUAAUGGGCAGGAGCACAACAUUGCAGCUCUUCUUCCCCCCCCAGGCUCUGCCCUUUCACUGGACCCUGGAUUAGCCCUGCUGGGAUGAGUUUACAGCUGGGUCAGUGGCAUCAGCGCCAGCCCAGGGUGUUCCUCCUUGGCUUAGCGUGACACUAAUGUGUCUUCUUAAUCCCAGAAGGCAGGCAACCCUGAAGCAGCCCAGUGUUGGAGAUGGCAGAAGGAAGGGGUUGGGCAGACAGCCUGGUGGGGCACAAUUUGGCACCCAGGGGAGUCACCAGAGCCCAGGAACCCAUACAGAUGUGCGUCUAGGUGCUGAGGAGAAACUUGGGUUACAGGGGCAAGAGAGCAGAGCAAAGCAGAGUGCCACCCCUCCGGCCUGCCUGCUGGGCUGAGAGAUGGGCCUGGUAGAGGGGGUCGUGGGGAUCCACACCUUUACUCUGGAGUCGUUUGGGCUCAUGUGAGCUCGAGCCUCUGCCAGGACUGGCACGCAGCAACUGCUGGGAGUGGCCUCGACGCACUGGAGUGUGGGGCUCUCGCCCCGCCCUCUUCUCUUAAUCCGGAGCCCAAUCCUGGCUCCUGUGCUCUUCCCUGUGCUGGCCGUUGACUCCGAAGGUUCCGGCUGCGCUAGAGGACGCCCUGAGGCCCACGGCUCUUCAGCCCUGGCCGGGGCUGUGGGGUGCUUGAAUGUACUUUUAUGACGUCCCAUUGAAAUAAAGUUCGUGCUCUUCCUCUCGCCUGCUCACUGUUUCGUGCUGCAGCUGAGUUCUCUUCGGCACCCCCUUCCCAUGACCGCUUUGGCGGGAACCUUUAGCCACUCAAAGCUCCCAAUCAGCACUUGUCCUCUGGGUCAGGUAGCAGGGACUGGGGGGGUCAGGAGCGGCAAAGGUCAUCUGGCUCUUCGCCAAGAAAGACCUAGAGGCUCCCCAACACCUCGUGGGACACAGGGCGCCAACUGGGCUGCUUUCUCUCGGACUGCCCCUUUGCCCUGAAACUUCUUUUGCUAAUCGUUUGUCGUGAAGUAGAAGAGGGAGUUGGUGGGGUUUGACCCAGCCCUUAUGCUCCCCCUUUUCGCUCUGUCUUGAGAGAGGGGAUCCGGUGGGACCCGUGAAGAUGUUGCCCCUGCCGCCGGCCAUCGGCCCGCCCC
Messenger RNA from Castor canadensis (American beaver), 2089 nucleotides. The record is from RefSeq and is a predicted model, not a curated record. Lineage: Eukaryota; Metazoa; Chordata; Mammalia; Rodentia; Castoridae.